AUGCAACCUGUUCAGCAGUGGACCGCAAUAGAACGAAAAUGCCUCGCGCUUCUUCAACGAAGCAAUACGAAGAAGCAUCUCUUCCAGGUUCAUGCGGCGAUCGUCAAGCAUUCCCUUCACAACAACCUCAACAUUCUCGCCAAGUUCAUCUCUUCAUGCGCUUCAAUUGCUCAAAUGGCUUCCUCCACCCCGGCUGCGCACCUGGACACCAUAGCCCAUGCCCGCAAGGUGUUCGAUCGUCGUCCCUGCGAAGGCGACACCUUCGUCUGCAACUCCAUGAUCCAGGCCCAUGUGGGCGCGCGCCAGUUUGUUGACUCCGUCACUCUUUAUCGACAUCUUAGGCGGACGACGAGUUUCAGUCCUGAUAAUUUCACCUUUACUUCUCUGGCCAAGUCUUGUGGGCUGAGCAGGGCUCUUGGUGAAGGCCUGCAGAUGCAUUCUCAAGUUGUGAAGUUCGGGUUCUGCUUGGACUCGUAUUUGGCCACUGCAGUGGUUGAUAUGUAUGCAAAGCUUGGGGUGUUGUGUUCCGCAAGCAAGCUGUUUGACGAAAUGUCUGAGAGAAGUGUUGCCUCAUGGACGGCUUUGAUAGGCGGUUAUGUAAGGUGUGGGGAUCUGAAUCGUGCUGAACUUCUUUUUGAUCAGAUGCCUGAGAAAGAUUGCGUGGCUUUUAACGCAAUGAUCGACGGUUAUGUCAAAGCGGGGGAUAUGAACUCUGCCCGAUCCUUGUUUGAUAAGAUGCCGCAUAGGAAUGUGGUCUCAUGGACUAGUAUGAUUCAAGGUUACUGCAACGUUGCUGACAUUCCAUCUGCCAGGUUUCUAUUUGAUUCUAUGCCUGAGAAGAACCAAUUCUCCUGGAAUGUCAUGAUUGGUGGGUACUGCCAGAACAAGCAGCCACAUGAAGCUCUGGCACUUUUUCGUGUGAUGCAGUCAAACACAUCGCUUGAACCAGAUGAAGUAACGAUUGUAAGCAUCCUUCCAGCUAUUGCUGAUAUGGGGGCUGUGGAAUUGGGUCGUUGGGUUCACCACUACGUCGGCAGGAGGAAACUCGAUCGAUCUACCAAAGUCUGCACCGCACUUAUUGACAUGUAUGCAAAAUGUGGCGAAACCACCAAAGCGAGAAGAGUUUUCGAACAGAUGCCUAACAAGGAAACAACUUCCUGGAAUGCGCUGAUCAAUGGGCUAGCAGUCAAUGGAGGUGCCAGGGAAGCGAUGCAGGUGUUCGCAGACAUGCAGCUUCAAGGAUUCAAACCGAACGAAAUAACCAUGCUAGGCGUUCUGUGUGCUUGUAACCACGGCGGGCUCAUACACGAGGGGAGGAGGUGGUUCGGUGCAUUGGAUGGUUUGGGUCUCACCGCGAGAAUCGAGCAUUAUGGAUGUAUGAUUGAUCUGUUGGGGAGGGGUGGGUGCCUGGAGGAAGCUGAAAGUUUGAUCCACAGCAUGCCUUAUGAGGCUAACGGGAUAAUUCUGAGCUCUUUCCUCUCAGCCUGUGUGAACUCCAAGGACUUCACAAGGGCUGAAAGCGUCCUGAAUCAGGCUGUUAAUGUUGAGCCAAGGAAUGACGGGAAUUAUGUUAUGCUGGGUAACUUGUAUGCCACGGAUAAGCGGUGGGGAGAAGUUGAGGAGGUGAAGGGAUUGAUGAAGAGAAAUGGAGCUAGAAAGAAGGCUGGCAGCAGUGCUAUAGAGAUUGACGGCGAGGUCUCGGAAUUCAUAGCUGGAGGCAAAGAACAUCAUCUAUGGGAAGAAAUAAGGCUGGCGAUCCGUCAGUUGAGAGAGCAGAUGAGAUGCAAGGAAGAUUCCGCCUACUCCAUUAUCCCCCUGUGUUCCUAG
This is a messenger RNA of Linum tenue, 1827 nucleotides long. NCBI's taxonomy places the organism in Eukaryota, Viridiplantae, Streptophyta, Magnoliopsida, Malpighiales, Linaceae. The record is from the annotation of a GenBank genome assembly.